Messenger RNA from Stegastes partitus (bicolor damselfish), 1856 nucleotides. RefSeq names its product homeobox C11a (gene hoxc11a). Gene Ontology annotation, biological process: anatomical structure development; regulation of transcription by RNA polymerase II. The transcript is spliced from 2 exons. The record is from RefSeq and is a predicted model, not a curated record. Gene Ontology annotation, molecular function: RNA polymerase II cis-regulatory region sequence-specific DNA binding; DNA-binding transcription factor activity, RNA polymerase II-specific. Gene Ontology annotation, cellular component: nucleus. NCBI's taxonomy places the organism in Eukaryota, Metazoa, Chordata, Actinopteri, Pomacentridae. Bases 27 to 1004 code for a protein of 325 amino acids.
UAGUACGGAGUACGAGAGAGAGAAAGAUGUUUAACUCGGUGAAUCUGGGCAACUUCUGCUCGCAGACGCGCAAAGACCGGACAUCCGAGUUUGGGGACAGGACGGGCUGCGCGUCCAACAUCUACCUCCCCAGCUGCACCUACUACGUGCCCGAGUUUUCUGCCGUCUCCUCGUUCCUUCCACAGGCCCCGUCACGGCAAAUCAGCUACCCUUAUUCCACAAAUCUGUCUCAAGUGCAGCCUGUUCGGGAAGUUUCAUACGGCUUGGACCCUGCCAGUAAAUGGCACCACAGAAGCAAUUAUGCAUCGUGCUACUCGGGAGAGGAUCUGGUGCAUAGGGACUGUCUUCCACCAUCCACCAUGACAGAAAUGCUUAUGAAGAACGAGAGCGUGUACAGCCACCACCAUCACCAUCACACCCACCCGGGCUCCAAUCACCCCUCCACAGGUUUUUACUCCGGCGUGGGGAAAAACAACGUCCUCCCGCAAGGCUUCGACCGCUUUUUUGAGACCGCAUACUGCAGCAGCACGGACAAUCAGUCAGACAAUUGUUUACAAAAGGGCGAGGGAGGGAAGCUGGAAAGCGACUCCCAACAGCAGCAGCAGCAGCAGCAGCAACAGCAACAGCAGCAGCAGCCCACAGCCUCGGUACCCGGAGCUUCGGAGCAGGAAAAAGACCCAGAAGAUGAGGAGGAACAUACAAAUUCAGGCUCAUGCACUUCUUCCUCCGCAACAACCAAGGACGGCAACGCCAGCAAGAGCAGCCACUCGAGCGCUCCUCGAACAAGGAAGAAGAGGUGUCCAUAUUCCAAGUUUCAGAUUCGAGAGCUGGAGCGGGAAUUCUUCUUUAACGUUUACAUCAACAAAGAGAAAAGGCUUCAGCUUUCCCGAAUGCUAAACCUCACCGACCGCCAGGUUAAAAUUUGGUUUCAGAAUAGAAGAAUGAAAGAGAAGAAGCUGAGCAGAGAUCGCCUCCAGUAUUUCUCUGGAAACCCCCUAUUGUGAGCUGGAGCAGAAAAAAAAAAGUGUCACAGUCUUGGACGGGUGGCAUUUAAAGGCCUCCUCUUAUCUCAUUGAAUUGUAAUCGUGGGCAUAACCAUUUUUUUUUCUAAAGGAGCCCAUAAUCACCAACAGUGCAAUGUUAAAGUGGACAGUGGAAGAAAUAAGGCCUGCAUGGGAGAAAGUCGCCAUUUUCUUAUUGCCCCUAUACGGGCGGCGAUGAAUUUCUAGCUGGUCCUCAGAAAAAAAAAGAAGAGAAAGGCCUACAUGGUUAGAAUAAUCAUUUAUAUGCUGUUCUUGAAUAUGUCCCUCUAUUUAUCACGACUCGCCCAUUGUGUUUAUUCUACUGUUCAUAUAGGCAUAUUUGUUAAAAAAUAUCAAAUGUAACAAACCAGUUUGAGUCCUUAUCGCGCAGACAACUUUUAGCUCUUAUCCCUCCCUCUGGUUCUUGUAUAUAGCAUAUCAUUAUCUAAUUAUUUCUCAACCAGAGUACGAACAACUUCUAGAAAAUCUCCAGGCUGCCUUUUUUUUUUUAAUUAUUUUUUUUCGCCCAUUGAGAACUGUGACGUCCAAUCUGUGAAAGUAUUCCCCCCUCUCCCUGUACAGAGUUAGCCUAUGCAAUGUGCAUUCGUGACUGUAAAUAGGCGUAUGUUGAAUUUCCUUUCCCCUGCUGCUAUUUUUUUUUCUCCCCCCCCAGUACACUGCCCAUACAACUUUAGCAGCUUUAACGCCAACACUCGUUAAAUUAUUUGCUUAAAAACAUUGGUGCUUUGGAAAUUCCAGAGUGGAGGAACAGAUUGUCGGCCUGUGUAUCAUUAACAUAAUACCUAUGAAAUAAACAGAAACGUAUAGGCAAAA